AUGGAGACAGCAGCUCUGGUAGCUCCAGUCACAGCUCUGGAGUUUCUUCAGGACCAAUUUCUCCUCGCAGGUGAGCAGCACUAAAUAAAGAAGCAACUCUACUGUUUCCAAUCCACAUUAUCUCACUGUCACAACUUCACUUCACUUGUGUCGCAUAUGAAACAUCGAUCUUGAUUGAAACCUAAACUAUACUGUCCUGGCAGGUGAGGGUCCAGUCUUGACGGUGUACAGUCUCCAGCAGUGCCCCAAAGCCUGUGCCUGGCUAAGUGUGCUCCAGCAUCACAGAAUCCAUGGGAUCAGACCCAGACAUCCAACUGCUGUCAUAAUGCCGAGCUCUGUCACAGAGACUUCUGAACAGAGCACUGAUGGUGAGGACAAGCGGAAAUUUGUUUUAACUUUUUUAAUACUCUGACACAAGAUCUUCCAUCUGAGUUUGUAAAGGUAAAAAGGGGGUAACCCUAAUUAGUGGUGGUGGAUGUUUAGACUCGUUCUGUUUAUAUAUGAGCUUAAGUUUUCAGAUUUGUGAGUAGGGGAGAGUGGGGUAAGUUGAGCCAACCGCUGUUGCUUGGAAAUGGUAAAAGGAAUCGAUCAUGUGACCAAGUAUUUUGGAGAUAGGCAUCAAUUCAUGAAGUCUGUGAAGGUUAGAAGCACAUGGGUAAAGGGGUUAGACAUUUAUUUAAAAAAAAUCACUCUCAAAAGUGAAUUUAGUCUGUCAUAAAUUUUAUUAGAAUUGUGUUCAGACUAAAAAAAGAUCAUUUUAAAUUUGUUUUAUGUAUCAAUUGUGGUAUCUAUGAGCUACAACAUGAGAUCAAAAACCUAACAUAAAAGUCCACCAUUUUAGCUUAGAGGACUAAUAAAGUCAUUAUAGUAGUUCUGGGGUAAGUUGAGCCAGUGGUCCAACUGAGAAAGUAAAGGAGUCUGAUGAGAGGAUCAGAGUUUCACUUCAGAUUGUUGAAAUGUGUUACUUUUUCUUUUCAAAAAUACUGCUGUGAAUGUUCUGAAUCAUCUAAAGGCAUUCUCAUGUUAAAAUGGCUUUGUACAAAACAGCUUUUUAGCAGUUACAUGCAAUAAUAAUAAAAAGAAUUAUUGUACCAGUUGAAUAGCGUAUAAUAGAUAAAAAUAUAAAUGAAUGUGAAGAAGUGACUGUUAUUUAGGGAAAGAGAAGGUGAGGAAGGGGUGGGAUAGUAAGGAUACAGCUCAACUUACCCCGCUCCUAUGGAGACCACUUCUUUUUGGCAUGCUAAAUUAUCAAGUCAGUUCUGUUUACACUCAUUCUGUUGGUUUGCAGGGAUGCACAACAUCUUGAAAUAUAUAUCGAUACACUAGUUAGAGACAAAACAAAACAAUGAUUGCCUUGAUGUAGUGAUUCGAAAUAUGAAAAACGACUCAUCUUACCCCAUUCUCCUCUAUAGUUUCAAUUUUUAUGUGUGAAGUUGUAGAAAUUUUUAAGUGGUAGUUCAAGCAAAAAAUAUGUUGAGGGUGAUUUACAGACAUGAUAAAUUGGUCAAAUGCAUAACCAAUCAAAAUACCAAUGUAUUUUUGCAUGUGAUGACUGGCUAAAGAACUGUUAUGUAAUGGUUAGUGGUUGAUUCAGAGUUACAGGCCACCAGUUUCUACAGCUGAUGGUUUUUUUUUAAAGUCCUUUCUCAUCCUUUCAACCUACAGAACUGAACUCUGCUGCUCAGCCCAUCUUCUAUGACCUUGCAGUGUUUGGAGGUAAAUCUGUGAGGCUGGUAAGGCUCUAUGUGGAUUUCAGUGACGAGAGGCAUCUUCGCUUUGAGAUUCUUGGCCCUCUCAUGGAGCUGCAUGACUGGGCCCUGGAUGUCCACUGGCUCUCUGGAGACAAGUGCUCAUGGCUCUGUGUGGCUGUAGCUCACAAUAGUGUUUUGCUACUGGAUGUCAUUAGAGGACAUGCCCUGGUUCAGCGCUCCUGUCUGGAGGGGUGUCUUCUAUACUCUGCCCUCCUUCUGGUGCAUGAGUCUUGGACAGAUACAGUCUUAGUUGGAGGGACAGUUUUCAACCAGCUGGUUGUCUGGAAGCCUGGAGGUGGGGAUGAAAAAUCUGAGCUCAAAGCUCCUGUUGAGAGACGUCUGCUGGGGCACAGCGGGGUCAUCUUCAGCAUCUCAUACCUCCAGGAGAAAGGAUGGCUGGCUUCGGCCUCUGAUGAUCGGAGUGUGAGAGUCUGGGGUGUUGGGGCUUUAGGAGGACCUGGAGGGGAAUGUGGAGACUUGAACCCAUCAUGUUUAAGAGUUCUAUAUGGACACCAGGCAAGGGUCUUCUCUGUCCGCCUCUCCCCAGGGAAAGUAUUCAGUGCAGGUGAAGAUGGGGCCUGUUUAGUUUGGGGUUGGGCUGGAGGUGGUAAAGUGGUCCGGACAUUAAAGGGACAUAAAGCUGGGGGUGUUCGUGCACUGGCAGUCAGUGAGGGAAUGGAAAAUAAAGAGCGAUGGGUAGCUACAGGGGGAGCAGAUGGAGGGGUUCGAUUAUGGAGAGUAGAGAAUGAAGAGAAGAAUGAGACAACAGAGGACACAGUGACAGAGAAGCUAAGUGAUCUGAAAUUUACAGGUCACGGCUUGCCUAAAGUGGUUUGUACUGCAGGGGGAGAAGAUAAAUAUGCACGUUGGACUGGGAGUACAUUCGUGGUUUGCACUGACCAAGGACUAGUGUACAAGCACAGUAAUGGAAAGUGGGAGAUAGUCUGGAAAGGGACCCCUGAGUUUCAGUCUUAUUGUGUGAUGGAAUCAGUUUCUGUCAGUGUGAAAGACUCAGAAGCAAAAGUUAGUUUAUGUGCCGUGGGAAACCUCACCGGGUCUGUACAGGUCUUCCCAAUCUCUCAACCUCAGAGUGGGAUUCUUCUCACUGGUGGAUCAGGGAAGAUCCACAGUCUUAUAUGGAAAGAAGCCAAAGAAAAUCUGUAUUUACUAGCAUCAGGUGCUGGAGGUCUCGUCCAUCGCUGGUGCAUAAAAGUAGAGUUAGAUGACAGCUGUUUCAUUAAUGUUAGUGUAAAUCCUCUUUGUCCUUUCCUUCUUCCCCUGUGUGCCAAACGCUGGCUGACAGCAGCGGUGCUCCUCCACUCCACAUCACAGGGGCUGCUGUGGGUCUGUGGGGACAGGAGAGGGUCUCUUCUCUUGUUUCAGGAAGAAGUAAAACUUGAACAAAAGUUAGAAGAUAAUGGAAAGAUGGCUGAGAACUUGCUUACAGACAGGAAACAGACUGUUAAAAAAGAGGAGGUAGCUGAGGGGAAAGACCACACAGGAUUAGGUGUGAUGAAGGAAGAAGAGCAACAUUGCAAAGAUGCGAAAGAGCCAACGCUUCAGUCACUAAGCUGCUUGUUUGGAGUGCAUGGAAAACAGGGUGUAACUUCACUGUGUGAACACCAGGGACUGCUUUACAGCACUGGCAGGGAUGGAUGUGUGAGAGUCUUCAGAGUGCAUCCGUCACCACCAGGAAAACCAGAAGAAAGGGGUCUUGAAAAUAAUGCGGAAAACAAGGGAAGUCUUAAGUUGAAGGUUCUAAGAGUGCAGCGUGCCUGCAAGGGAAUGGAGUGGCUGGAGAGGGUUUUGUUUCUCGAAUGUGACAAUGCAGUAAAGGAACAAGAGGAAGAGGAGCCUUUAGGAGGAUUUGAGAAUCACAAAAGGGAAGAAGAAAUGACAGAAAACAGGGGAAGAGAGGCUAGGUUUGUCAUUGUGGGUUUCCACGCUGUCCAGUUUGUUGUGUGGGAUCCAGUGAGGCAGGAGAAACUGCUAGCAGUACCUUGUGGUGGGGGGCAUCGCUCAUGGAGUCUCUGGCCACCUAACAUGGGGGUUUGGCCUGGAUAUGGAGUCCUGGUCUUCAUUAAACAGGGGGCUGUCCUGGCUUCCCAACCUCCAGGAGAGGAACUGAGCCAGGCUGGGGAUGCAGGAAGGACUGGUGGAUGGGUACGGAGGGAGGGUGUCCAUGGUAGGGGGAUUGGGUGUGUAUGCAGGCUGGGGAAGAUCAACGGGAGUAAGAAUGAGAUGCAAACAAAGAGGGAUGAACAUUUGAUGGAAAUGGACAGAAGACAAAGGAAUGAAAUGAGAUACUGGGAAAUAGUCGUCACAGGAGGAGAGGACACCAGCUUAACUGUCCUGGCCAUUAAUCCCAACUCUGGCAGCACCAAAGUCCUCUCAGUCAUCACAGACCACAUCUCAAGCGUUCGGACAAUAACAGCAAUAACAGGUCCAGAGGGAGAGAGUAAAAAGCGGACACAGUCUCUCUCCGCCCUGCUCGUGUCAGCUGGUGGGCGAGCUCAGAUGCAGUGUUACCGGCUGUUGAUCAGCUGGGAUGAGCAGAGACUGGCUCCCUCAUGUCAGGUGAUCCAGGUGGCCAGCCACAGAUUGGACGACCAGUGGGAGAGACGGAGGAACCGACACAAGACAGUGAAAAUGGACCCAGAAACAAGGUAGACUCCUACACGAUACAGUACAUACCAAAACAAAGAGACAUAAAAGCAGCCUAGUGCUCUUAUCUAAGAUACUUCUCUCACUUCUACUUUUAAAACCCAUAUGGUUAUGAUUCAUUGCUUUUGUCUGAUGGUUUCAGGUACAUGUGUGUACGGGUCGUGGAUGAAACACCAGAUUGUGUUCUUCUGGCUGUAGCGUGCAGCGAUGGAGCUCUUAGGUUUGUGUGUUAAAAUACCUUACACUUUUUCUCUCUCAGAAGCUGUAUUAAGUUGUACUGUCUAAAAUAUACCUUUCCAAAUGUAUCUCAAAAAUGUUAUUGAUGGAUAAAAUAUUUCUUAACUGUGGCUGAAGACUUGUAACAUGCUGUGUGUUCAAUAAUGAUGUACUCAGCCUCUCCAUCCUGCCUUUCUUUUGUCAUCUAUACUUGUUUUUUUCCAGAUUGUUCUCAAUCAGCGAGGCCAGACACCAAUUUGAUUUGUUGUGGGAAACUUUUUACCACCAGCGCUGUGUGCUCAGCAUCACCACCUGCAGCCUGGAGGAUGAAAAAGGCUUCAGGUUUGCAACUUCCUUUAAGAUUAGUGAUAAUCUUUGACAGGUAACGAUCAGGACGAAACCACUGAUGUUACUUAUGAACCUUUUUUUUUUUUAUAACAGCACUCUAGAAAGCUUGUAUGCAGUAAAAUGUAGAUGAUGAUGAAAUUUGAUAGUUUGCAUUGUACAGUUUUAACCUGCGUUUGUGAAUGUGUUCACAGAAAACGUUUUUUGAAAGUCAUUUAAGCCCAUGCAGUGACUUCAACCAUUCAACAAUGGUACAGAGAUUUCUCUGUAGUUUAUAUUACUAUAGAUAAUGAUACUCCCGAAUUCUUCUUAGUUGUGCACCAAGGAACGUUAUUCUACUUAAUCAUGUUAUUCUCUAAGUAGUUAUUUGCUCACGCAGCCCCUCACAAAGUGACAAAACCCUCUACUCAAAGAUUCAGCCUGACUGACAUGCUCUUUCUACAUCCAGUCCUGCUACUUUGCCCUCACUAGUUGGUAGAUGUUACAUCAGAUGUUUUUUCACAGCAUUACACAACCUUUUCAGUGUUUGUAAUGCUUUUUAAAACCAUCAUAUUUUUCAUAUAAUGUCACAAUUUUUAUUGAAAAAAACCCAAAACAAAAUUCUAGUCUCAACACUUGAUAUGUUUUCUUUUCACUAUUGUCAAUUUUAAUGCAAACCCUCAUUUGUAAACAUAAAAAAAAGGUUUAUCAACAUCUACCCAACCUACCAGCUUUUUCAGAUUAAAGGUUGUACAUCCGUGUUAACCUUUUUAUUUUGGGCAAAUAUGACAGAAAAAUAAUCUCACAUGUGCACUUUGGUGUCACCUUUGGUCUGUAGGUGUAAUCUGCUGUUCAGCGCUGCAACAGAUGGUAAAAUCGUUGUGUGGGAUUUGACUGCGGCUUCCUUCUCAUCAAAUGACACUUCAAGCAGCACCCCAACUCCACCAGUCCCCUGCCUGAUCAUUCCCGCCCAUCAAAGCGGUGUCAACUCAUUGGCUGUUUGGAAAGAAGAGCUGGGACAAGACGGAGGCUGUUGCUUGGUAACAGUUGCUAGCGGGGGGGAUGAUGGGCAGCUGACAGUGUCCACGAUUAGGGUGCAGUACCCAGAAGAAGGGAAGACCGGGGGCAGCAGAGGGUUUACUAAGAUUUUUCAGCCUCCGGCCUCACAACAGGCUCAGGCUCUAACCCCAAACCAGAUUUAUCUUGAGCUCCACUCCCAGUUCAACAUCCCUUUCGCUCAUGCUGCCCCAUUGACAGACCUGAAGCUCCUGAGCCCUGCCCUCCUGGUCUCCACGUCUUCAGAUCAGAGGGUUUGCCUGUGGAAGGUCAGCAGUAAUGGUAUCAGCCACAAGGGGGCGAUGUGCUCUCAUGUUGCAGAUGCUGCAGGACUCUCAGUGUGGGAGCGAGAGAUGAUAGAGGAGGAGGGAGAAGAUGACAAAAGGAAAACAAGGUCUGAGCCCAAGCUGGAGACUGCAGACACAAGACAGAAAGGGAGUCCAACACAGUCAAAACUGAUGCUUAAGACAAGAGGGAGAUUCAAUGUGGGGUAUGAAGAAACAGCUGAUGAGGCCAGAGGAGGGGAACCUGCUGAUGUUGUGAGGGAUCCAAGUAACAAAGUUUCUACAACCAGUGAUGAGACACAGAGCAAAAAGAUGGGAUGGGUGCUGGUCUGUGGACAAGGUUUCCAACUUUUAAGAGUCAGAAAUACAGAGAUGUGGACAGCCAGAGGAGAAAUGGAAAAGCAAAAAGACCAUUACAGAGUCAAAGUGACUUUGCAAGAAAAAUCAGCAUAA
Xyrichtys novacula (pearly razorfish) is the source of this 6748-nucleotide messenger RNA. NCBI's taxonomy places the organism in Eukaryota, Metazoa, Chordata, Actinopteri, Labriformes, Labridae. The record is from the annotation of a GenBank genome assembly.